AUACGUUUUAUUUUCCUUUCUAAGCAAUAUUUUAUGUUACCCACUCUGAGAUUUGUCAUUUACUUCCGUAAUUUAUUUAGAGCAGAAGUUAGUAAGUCAUUUAUACCUCAUUUCUCAGCAAUACUAUUGUUGGUGGGUUUUGGUUGGUAUGGCUGAUAAUUCGAAGCCACUAUAUAAGAAACCAUGCUCCCUUGUUCUUUUUCUCACACUUGCUAAAGAUCCCAUAGCCCCAAUACGUAGAGAAACUGCUUUAAGCUCCUUCAAAAUAACCAAAUGGAUUUACCGCACAAAGGAAUCCUCCAGAGUCCUGCUCUUGCCCAGUACUUAUACGAGACGAGUGUGUAUCCAAGAGAGCAUGAGCAGCUGAAGAAACUAAGGGAAGCCACCGUCAACAAGUACGGGAACUUGGCGGAGACGGCGGUGCCGGUAGAUGAAGGGAGGUUCCUGUCGUUGUUGGUGAAGAUAAUGAACCCUAAAAGGACGCUUGAGAUUGGUGUUUUCACCGGCUACUCCCUCCUCUCCACCGCCCUAGCCUUGCCCGACGAUGGCCUGAUAACAGCCAUUGACAUCAGUAGGGAGCAUUACGAAGUGGGCUUGCCCUGCAUCAAGGAAGCAGGCUUGGCCCAUAAAAUCAACUUCAUCGAGUCUCCAGCUACUCCGGCUCUGGACCAAUUGAUCCUAAACACCACCCACCAAGGGGAGGAAUUGUUUGAUUUUGCAUUCGUGGAUGCGGACAAAACAAGCUACAAGGAUUACCAUGAGCAAAUAGUGAAGCUAGUGAAGGUUGGAGGUGUGAUUGCCUAUGACAACACUCUUUGGUUUGGAUUUGUGGCGAAGGAGGAAGCUGAAGUUCCAGAACGCUUCAGAAAUGACAGGAAUGCCAUUCUUCAACUCAACAAGUUCUUGGCUUCGGAUCCUCGAGUUGAUGUUGCUCAGAUUUCUGUUGGUGAUGGCAUUACCUUAUGCAGGCGUAUCCAGUAAUGGAGGAUAAUAUUGGUUGACUUUGGGAAGGUGUUUUGAGAAUAAAAUUGAAAGAAAGCCUUGUUUGAGUUUGGCCUAUGCAAAAGCAGGAAAAAUAAAAAAAAAAGGAACAAAAGUAUGAGGAAGAUUUGCUUAUAAGAGAAGCAUAGAGAAAUAUGCAUUCUGGUGAAAGAGUGAUUUUUUCUCCUGCCCGUGAUAUGUUCAUGUUGGUUAAGAUAUAAAGGGCCAAUGCCAAG
Messenger RNA from Linum trigynum, 1217 nucleotides. NCBI's taxonomy places the organism in Eukaryota, Viridiplantae, Streptophyta, Magnoliopsida, Malpighiales, Linaceae. The record is from the annotation of a GenBank genome assembly.